UUGGGCCUGCCUUGUGCGGUGCCAUUUACCCAACCGCCUUUAAACAAACAGGGCCUUUAUUUAGUUAAGAUAAUCUUACGCAAGCCGCAUUACUCAUAUUGGGAGCUGCCAAGAAACAUAAAAAUCACUCCUCAAAGAAGAUGUCGACAGAAGAGGAAGAGAAUGCCGCGGAGCUUAAGAUCGGAGAUGAGUUUCACAAGGCCAAGUGCCUGAUGAACUGUGAAGUUGCUUUGAUUCUUGAACACAAGUAUGAGCAGUUUCAGCAGAUGUCUGAGGAUCCAUCAAAUCAUAUGUCUCAAGUCUUUGAGAAGUCGCUCCAGUACGUUCAGCGUUUUAGUCGAUACAAGAACCCGGAUGCAGUCAGACAAGUUCGGGAAAUCCUGAGUAGGUAUCAACUUACUGAGUUUGAGCUAUGUGUUUUGGGAAAUCUCUGCCCAGAAACAGUGGAGGAAGCCAUUGCCAUGGUCCCGUCUAUUAAGAACAGAGGACGCUCGCUGGAUGAUGAGGCGAUUGAGAAGAUGUUAAACGACCUUUCCUUGAUCAAAAAAUUCGAGUAGCGCGAGUUGUCCCCGUGUUCAUUUGGUUUGCCUCUGGCUGUGGCUGAAAAGGCAAAUCUAAUUUGCAAUGGCUAGAUCGAGAGAACUGUCCCUAAAAGAACUGCGCAAUAUAAUUUGUGUAAAUUUUACUUGCAAGUGUAACCUUGAAUUUACUGGACUGGUGUGUCUGCUAGAUGUCUCGAAUCUAUUACAUUUACAUAAUUCGUAAUUAAAGUGCGUUAUGAAUUGGUGUUUUGUCAUAAUUAAUCAUGUUCUAUAGUUCUAUACAUAUUUCUAACCAAAAAUUGUGCAAUAUUUAGCAGUCUAUUCAGAGAAAUACAAACACUAUAUAUGAAUUCAGCUUAGGCAUGGACCGGGCCUGGGCUGGGCUGGGCUCCGGGCCGGUUCAAGCCGGGCUUUUUUCCAGAUGUUGGGUCCGGAACCAGCCUGGGUUGAUACUGGGUCCACGCCAAACUGGGCUGGUCCGGGACUCCGGGUCAGGCCGGUCCAAUGUAUAAUUUUUUUUUUGCUUUCUAAUUAACCCCGACCCCCCUCACCCCCACCCCUCAAACCUCCCCAAAACACCCAGGUCUACCCAAGGAAAAGAAAAAAAAAUUGAAAAAACAAAAAAAUGAACCGGGCCGGUUCAAGAAAAACAGAGCCUGGCCUGUCAGGCCUGCCCAACCCGGGCUAAAGCCCGGAACCAACCAUCAGGGCCUGCACAGUAGCGAGCCGGCCCGGUUCACGGCCCGGUUCGGUCCACCCCUAAUUCAGCUUGAGAAAAUUGGUUUUAAUCAAGAUCAUGUUAUAAUAAUGAGAUCCAAACUCUCCU
This is a messenger RNA of Cuscuta europaea, 1368 nucleotides long. The record is from the annotation of a GenBank genome assembly. NCBI's taxonomy places the organism in Eukaryota, Viridiplantae, Streptophyta, Magnoliopsida, Solanales, Convolvulaceae.